Molecule: messenger RNA, 1985 nt
Organism: Cladocopium goreaui
Lineage: Eukaryota; Dinophyceae; Suessiales; Symbiodiniaceae
Source: the annotation of a GenBank genome assembly
AUCAAUGAUCUCCUGAUUCCUUUUUCUCUGCUGUGCUCAGCUGUGCUCAGCUGUGCUUCGGCAAGAUCUGAGCAUGAGUCCGGAGCCAUGUCUUACCUCAGGUCAUUUGGUGGUGCCAGAAGCAUCUCACGCAGAAUCCAGUCAAAGUACCUCCACACGUGCACAGGCCAGGGCUUGGAAAACCAAAGCCUGGUUGGAAGCCAAUGGUCUGCAGAGCGGCUCCGGAAGCGGUGUGGCCUUUGUAAGUGAUGAACGCAUGCUUUUACAUGCCGGCCCUGAAAAACAUCCGGAACGGCCAGCGCGGCUAGCAGAGAUCUUGAAGCAGCUGGAGAUGUCGGGCCUAGAAGCCGCAUGUGAACGGGUGAACUCUAGAGAAGCAACACGAGAGGAACUCUUGCGAGUUCAUACAGAACAACACAUCGAGCAAGUUUUUACUUCUGGAAGCAGCAAAAAGAAAGGGAAAUCCUGGGGCAUGCCUUUUGGUCCCGAUACAUAUGCAAACGACCAGACGCCCUUGUGUGCUUCACUGUCAGCUGGUUGUUUGUUGGCUCUUGUGGAUCAUUGUAUGGCUUCCACAGAUUCCAACUGUAACUGUGGCUUUGCUGCCAUUCGACCUCCGGGUCAUCAUGCAAGUGAAGAGAAGGCUUGCGGUUUCUGCAUGUUUAACAACGUGGCAGUGGCUGCGCGACAUGCCCAGAAAGAGCAUGGCUUGAACAAUAUCGCCAUCCUUGACUGGGAUGUGCACCAUGGAAACGGCACAAACGACAUUUUUGCCAAAGACAAAUCUGUUUUCUUCUGUAGUCUACAUCGAUACGAUGACCAUUUCUUUCCUGGAACUGGUUUCGUGGAAGAUGUGGGAAAGGACCAAGCAAGAGGAUUCAACGUCAAUAUUCCGCUGGAGAAAGGCUUUGGUGAUUUGGAUUUGGUCCAUGUCAUGAAGCAUUUGAUCUGCCCCUUGAUGGACAACUUCAAACCGGAUGCCAUCUUCAUCUCUGCCGGCUUUGAUGCAGUGAGAGGUGAUAGACUUGGAGAGUGCAAGGUGUCACCUGAAGGUUUUGGGUGGAUGACACGGAGCUUGUACCGCCUUGCAAAGCACUACUGCGAGGGACGCCUUUUUCUGGCCUUGGAGGGUGGAUACGAACCGGACCUGAUUGCGCAAUGCACUGUCGAGUGCGUCCGGACUCUAUUGGCGGAGGUCAACGGAUUCCCAGGUCCUGAUGUGGAGGAUUUUGUUCCGGCAACGCCCAUGUCAAGUCUUCCUGCGACGCCUGCCAUGGGCCCCUCUCCCGCAUCUCCAAGCGGCCAAAGCGGCCUCUUUUCGAGAUUGUUUUCGAGAUCAGAGGGCGGAUCGAGACCAUCCACCCCAAGCUUGCGGCCAGACGGCACACCACCUGCAUCUCCUGCCAUGAGUGCGUCCAGCAGGAAGGUGCGCGGGCCUGCUGGCAAGACACUGCGGUCAGUCAGGAAGGCGACAGAACUUCUCCAACCUCUUCCGAUGCAAGUGCAGUUGGCACCACAAGGCGAAGGAGCCAGCAAGAACGCCAAAAGAAAUGAGCGUCGCAGGCAGCGGAAGCACAGUGAAGAGGAUGGUGCCUCUGAUUCGUCUGGCUGGACUAUCGCGUGUGGAGGUGAUCCUGAAUUUCCGUACAGCCCAGCCAUGAGGAUUGCAACGCGGCAAGUCUCUUCGUCUUCCCAUGCAUCGCAUGAGGUGCCUGACUUGGAACUACCGCCUCCUGUGGAGGAGACCAAGGAGGACACAAAGGACACGAAGAAUCCCAAGGAGACGGAGAAAGACGAGAUGGACGAGAAGAACGAGAAGGACACGGCAACACAACAGGGUCAAGGAGAAGACUGAGCAUUCAAAGCACAAACAGAAGAAGAAGAGCAAAAGGAAAUAGCUGAGUAGCUGGAACGAACAUGUCCGGUCUCACAGUUUCCUUGAACCUUUGGCGCAAAUGAUUUUUUUGAAAGCACUUCCAACUCCC